UGAUCUCUGCCGAAUAGAACCGGAUCAGGAUAAGUUUUGCAGAUUAACGCAUAAGAGCAUGAAAUAUAGAAAGUUGUAGGUGGCGUUGAGGUCGUCCGAAGUCUGCGUUUGUUAAAGUUUUGUGUGAAAACGCAGAUUUCAUUGAGAAGUGGAACAAGAAAAUGUUCGAGCCGACGGAGCAAGGAAAGGAUGUCUUCACCCAUGGGGGUGUUGUACUCCGAGGUGCGAAUACCAGAGAAGAUGAUGCACAAAGCACGGGAACACUCAAUAUUGUGGAAUAUAGUUAUGGAAAGUGCAUAGAAUGGAAGCCGGUUGAGGUGUCUGUGGUAUCAGAGAACCAGGAUCAGGAUCCGGAAUGGUCUUUGGUAGAUUCUCACACAAGACGGACAAGGACAUCUUCAGAAGGACCAGAUUCCCUAGGACGUGCGAGGACUGUAAGAAUCAUGCUCACUGAUUUAAAGUCUUUUCGAGUUCACCAUGGCGGACAACAACUCAUAUUGAUGCAAAAGGAUGGAACAACCUAUGUGGCCUUUUUCCAAUUGUCCAAUGCAGAAAAUUUUGUCAAUUCUAUGAAAGCUUUCAUGAAGCUCAAAAGGUCACGGGUGGAUAAGAAUUUUUAUCAUGUGAUGGAUGAGUUCAAUCCUGUGCUUGAGAACUCGUUCUCCCACUUAGAUCUGUUUCAAGAGAAUACUUCGGAUUACGUUUGGAAAUUCGUAAGGAAUCUGCACAACCGUCCGUACGAGACGACUCUAGAGGCGUUCAGCAAGCUGGCAGAUAUUUGGCUUUAUAAAGAGCCAGUAAAGCGUCCGGUUGAGGAGGCGGUUGCAGACCUUCUGAACAGGUCACUCACUAUAGAUGUGCCACAUCCGCCAGUCUCGGUGAGUUCUGGAGAGGAAUACGAAGUGAUUGGAGAUGCAGGAUCAUCUGUAGUCCUCCCGCCAAGACCUCCGUGUCCACGUGGUGCACCAUUGUCGCAAGAACAGUGGGACAGAUUUAAAGAUCCUGAGGGUAGAGUGACGAAUCCCAAGGCUGUGAGGGAGAUAAUAUUCAGGGGGGGUAUUUGUGCGUCAUUGAGGUUCGAGGUAUGGAAGUUUCUGUUGAAUUACUAUCCUUGGAACUCUACGACCGCAGAGAGAAUAGAACUGAGGAAAAAGAAGACUGACGAAUACUUUAUGAUGAAAUUACAAUGGAGAUCGAUGACCCCUGCUCAGGAAAACAGAUUUUCUGAUUAUCGAGAUAGAAAGAGUCUUAUAGAAAAAGAUGUUAACAGAACGGACAGAACUCGUGUGUAUUAUGCGGGUGAUAACAAUCCACAUCUAGCACAGCUUUAUGACAUACUGAUGACUUACGUCAUGUACAACUUUGAUCUCGGUUAUGUACAAGGCAUGAGUGAUCUGCUCAGUCCAAUUUUGUGUUUAAUGGACAGUGAAGUUGAUGCCUUUUGGUGCUUUGUUGGAUUCAUGAAUAAAGUGAGCACGAAUUUCGAGAUGGAUCAAGCUGGCAUGAAGGCGCAGCUGUGCCAGCUGAAUGCUUUACUAUCAGUAACGGAGCCUCAAUUAUUCAAUUAUUUAUACAAGAACGAUUCUGGAAAUAUGUUCUUUUGCUUCCGGUGGCUGUUGGUCCUUUUCAAACGAGAAUUUAAUUCUAUCGAUAUUAUGAAACUCUGGGAAAUACUGUGGACAGAUUUACCCUGUAAGAAUUUCCAUUUGUUGGUCUGUGCAGCUAUUCUGGACACUGAAAAAACAAUGCUAAUGGAGAAUCGUUAUGGAUUUACUGAGAUCCUAAAGCACAUCAAUGAUUUGUCGCUACACAUAGAGCUUCCUUGGACGCUUUCCAAGGCGGAAGGAAUCUAUCAUCAGCUGAUGGCGGUAGAAUCUCAACUUCCUGACAGUGUCCGAGUGAUAAUUGGACUUGAACCUCUGAACAAGACGCCGGCGAGCGAUUUAGAGGAUGAGUCGGCCUGCGCAGGCGCACAUGCAAACGGGGAGAAUAGCAACGGGAUCCGAAGAGACAGUGACAAGAGUGAAAAUGUGAAAUUUGGAAACAACGAAGUCUCAUACGAGCGUGGUUUAAGCGUCUCGUAUAUAUGAGGUCAAGACUGGUCCUUCGUUGUAAGAAAUGCAUUGAUAAGCAACCAGGGUCAAAAAUCGAGACCAUUUUCAAGGUUUUCAUAAAAUAAAAAUAUUGCUCGAUUUACCUGAACGGGUUGCAUCCGUCUCUACGAAAUGGCAUCUCGUAACUCUGCGAGAAAUUUCUGUUGAACGUUAAAGUAAAAACGAAGCACGUUCAAAUUUGAGUAGUUACUGCGCGCCAUAGAAUGCACACUUCGAGUACUAGUCGACAUGAUAAUUAUUACAUUUGAAUUUUUAAAUAUUUAUAAAGCGUAAAACGAAUGAUAGAGGCGAUAUUUUCUUUUUGAUAAAAGAAAAUAAACGGAAAAUGAAAAUGUAUUCACAUCGGUAACAGCAGGCCCACGAGCCUCAGGUACGACAAACAUAUUGACGUCUUAUGUCAAAGUUCGCUGAAAGUUACACACAAAUGGUUUGUAGUAUGUCUUAUGUCUUUCUAGAUUUGUAUAAAGUAUCGUAAUUAUAUAAAGAUCACAAUAAUGCUGUAUAUUUCUAAUAAAAGUUUCAUUCAAU
Molecule: messenger RNA, 2642 nt
Organism: Cephus cinctus (wheat stem sawfly)
Lineage: Eukaryota; Metazoa; Arthropoda; Insecta; Hymenoptera; Cephidae
Gene: Tbc1d15-17
Product: TBC1 domain family member 15
Exons: 9
Coding region: 162-2090 (642 amino acids)
Biological process (GO): activation of GTPase activity
Molecular function (GO): GTPase activator activity
Source: RefSeq, a predicted model, not a curated record